Acanthamoeba castellanii str. Neff is the source of this 534-nucleotide messenger RNA. RefSeq names its product ranlike small GTPase. Gene Ontology annotation, molecular function: GTPase activity; GTP binding. Bases 1 to 534 code for a protein of 177 amino acids. Gene Ontology annotation, biological process: ribosomal subunit export from nucleus; protein import into nucleus. Gene Ontology annotation, cellular component: nucleus; cytoplasm. The transcript has 4 exons. The record is from RefSeq and is a predicted model, not a curated record. NCBI's taxonomy places the organism in Eukaryota, Discosea, Longamoebia, Acanthamoebidae.
AUGCAGGCAGGAUCGCAAGCCCCACGUUUCAAGCUGGUGCUGGUGGGUGAUGCCGCCGUGGGCAAGUCCACCUUCCUCAUGCGGCACUUGUGUGGCGAGUUCGAGCGCAAGCAUAUCCCCACCAUGACCAGCCAGCCGCGAGACUUGCAGUUCUACACCACCAUAGGCGCGCUGUGCUUCGAGGUGUGGGAUUGCCCGCCAAGCCCCGAGGCUGUGAGGGAGUCGCUGGUGGACGCCAGCGGGGUCAUCAUCGCGUUUGACGCCAGCCAAAAGGAGACGACCAAGGGCGCCAGGUCGUGGUACAAGCUUGUGCGAGAUAGCGCAGGCGAGUCUCUGCUCGUGGCCGUGUGCGGCUUCAAGGCCGACUUGCGUGUGCGCAGUCGUACCCCGGUCAAAGUACCGGGUGUGCCCUACUGGCCCGUGUCUGCGAGGUCGAACUACAAUUUCGAGAAGCCUUUCCUCUUUUUCGCUCGAAGGCUUACCGGGUACCACCACCGCUCGCUCACCCGCGACACGUUUGAGUGCCCGCACUAA